AUGCUUCGCACAGACCUUGACCGGAUGCAUGCUGACCAAGUGACUUCAUACGCUCCUGCUUCUAGCCUGAAGCUUCAGAGAGAUCGCAUCAAGCAAUAUCAAAAGAAGAUCCAAGUCGUCCUCGAUCGCGAACACGAGAUUGCUCGACAAUGCUUGGUCAAAGGUGACAAGACCAAGGCUUUGACCGCCUUGAGACGGCGGAAGUACCAGGAGAGCUUGAUUCAGAAGACCGAUUCUCAGCUGGAAACAUUGGAGGGUUUGGUUUCCUCGAUCGAGUUCUCACAAAUCCAGCAAAGCGUCAUGCUCGGCCUGCAACAAGGCAACGCAGUUCUCAAAGAGAUUCACAAGGAGAUGAACCCCGAAUCCGUCGAGAGACUGCUCGAAGAGACCGCCGAGGCGCAAGCAUACCAACGCGAGAUCGACGAGAUGCUGGCCACACAGAUGACCGCCGAAGAAGAAGACGCCGUUCAAUCUGAACUCGAGGCACUCGAGCGCGAAGCAGGCAUCAGAUCCGACGAGCCGCAAAAGACAGUCGUCUUGCCAUCAGCACCACAGACCGAACCGGUCACACAAGAGUCAGAGGCACAGCCGGAGCCACAACCGCAAAAAGCGCAACCCGCGGAGAGGCAAGCCGUACUGGCCUAG
Pseudozyma hubeiensis SY62 is the source of this 645-nucleotide messenger RNA. RefSeq lists its product as hypothetical. The transcript has 4 exons. NCBI's taxonomy places the organism in Eukaryota, Fungi, Basidiomycota, Ustilaginomycetes, Ustilaginales, Ustilaginaceae. Gene Ontology annotation, cellular component: ESCRT III complex; multivesicular body. The record is from RefSeq and is a predicted model, not a curated record. Gene Ontology annotation, biological process: vesicle budding from membrane; late endosome to vacuole transport via multivesicular body sorting pathway. The coding region runs from base 1 to 645 and encodes 214 amino acids.